UUGCAAAAGGCAAGCUAAAGUUUCGAUAAACGAAAAAGAGAAGAUGCUCUAGAUAUUUUUAAAGAUAUAGAAAACUUAACCAACCUGACUGAACUCUCACUUUUACGAAAACGUACGUGGCUGCACGAAGAAAUAGCACAUCAAAUAAAAUGACAAAAAUGUGGACGUGUGAUUUCUCGUCGUGGCGUGGCUCUCCAAGCUCUUUUGCUCUCCACUACAAGACUCCAUGCUGUUUGGCAGAUAAACAGCAUCCAGUUUGAUUGGAAAAAAACUGUGUCCUCGUGUACGCCCAUGUGAAUGAGGGUGUAUUCACGAGGACACCCUUUUCCGUUUCCCUAAAUCCCGGCUGGUGUUUUCAACCUUUCAGCGGAUGGAUGGAACGUAUACUUGCAGAUGGAUGCCUGGCUCUGGCUGUUCUUCCCUGGCUAAAAGACAUGCGGACCUUUCGGACGGUCGGCUUUCAGUCGCUGGGCAACAUCGGCGGGAACCAAACGGACAGCGUCUAGCACGUGACGGCUAUUCUAUCGCACCGACACUUUUAACUUUUUCUUCUUUUUUCGGUAAAAAGAAGAAGAAGAAGAAGUUUCCAACUCAAGACAAGAAAGAGAUAAGAAACAAAAAACGGCCAGAGUGGCUCUUUUCCGUCCUUCUAUAUUCUGUGUGUGUGUGUGAGUGUCUCUCUCUGCUGUGUGUGUGUCUGUGUCUGUGUCUGUGUUAUUAGUGCGCAUUCAAAGUGGCCGCGUGUGUGUGGCGUAAUAGUGCGCCGAGCGGAGUAUUAACCCAAAAAGAAGAAGAAGAAGAGUCUGAAGAAUAACAUUUUGAUUUAAGUUUGGCCAGCAGCAGCAGCAGGAACUAGAGAGAGAGAUCCGGCUGGCUGGCUAGCUAGCUAGCUAUAAGCUCCAUUGCGGUGCGGUCGCCAUGAACGACGGGAUUGUAUUCAUUAUUGUUGGGCCAGCGGUUAUUAUUCGUGGUGCUGGGGCUGCCUCCGUCAUCGUCGAUCACGCUCCGCCGUCCGGCGACAGCAGCAGCAGCAGCAACUAAUCCGGAAGGAAUUCGUUGACGACUUUUGGAGCGCCGAUAGAGAUCAUCUUUCGUCUGCUGCUGUGUACAUACAUACAUCCCAGGAUACAACAACUUGGCAGUUUUUCGGACUUUUCCCCCCCGCGUGUUGUUGUGCGCUCGGUGCUUUUCUUCUUCCCUACUGGACAAUUUGAUUUGUUUGGCGAUCGUCAGUUGUCUAGUGUGCGGAGGAUCCAAGAACAACAUUUGAAAGAAGAAAUGAUGAUGGGGCCGCCCGUCUGGACGUCGGCCGUCCUCACCGCCCUCCUCCUUCUAUUGGUGCCAAGGAUCGACGCCUCUGGCAGCAACUCCGCUCUCAAAGCCAAGGGUCACGACGCCCUGGAAGACGACACGGACGAUGCGGCGGCGUAUGCGCGUUACAUGGCCGCUACCGAAGCCUCGGCUCCGCUGAUGCAGCGACGCUCCCAGCAACAACAACAACAACAGCCACAACAACAUCACGAUUCCGCCGUUGUGUCUGCUGCUGUUGGCAGCAGUGCUGGUGGUGCUUCAUCAUCUUCUUCUUCUGCCAGCAGCAGCAGCAGCAGUAGUCAUAGCCCAGGGACUAGCAGCAGCAGCAGCAGCAGCAGGGCCUCGACUCCUUUCAAAAGUAUUUACCGCUCCUCGGGUGGUCACGUGACUCUGCUGCAUUCCAACGACUACGCGGCGGCCAUGGCCGGCACGACCCGGCGUCGCUUGGUGCACGUCUGGAGCCCCUGGUCCGCCUGGUCGCCGUGCAGUCGCACUUGCGGCGGAGGAAUCACCGCCAGACACCGCACCUGUCGCGUCGAAUACGCCAGGGUUUCGGAAGGAUCGGGAAUCCGGUCGAGUUACCAGCAAUGCAUCGGCGAAUCGUCGGAAUAUUCAUCGUGCAAUCCGCAGUCGUGCUCGACGGCAGCGGCCGGACAUCCGGAAGAUUUCCGGCUCUUUCAAUGCUCGCUCUACAAUAACCGGACCAUUCGCGGCCAUUACGUCGCUACUUGGACUCCAUAUCAAAUGGGAGCGAAUCAGUGCGAGUUAAGCUGUCGGGCGGGCAACAAGCCCAACGGAUUGGUCUACUCGUUUGGCAAAGUUUUGGACGGCACGCGCUGCACCAUCGAUCCCGAAAAUCCAUACAAAGAGUUCUGCAUCAACGGCCGGUGUCUCGCGGUAGGCUGUGACGGACGGGUGGGGUCUCCGGCCAAGCGAGACAUGUGCCACGUCUGCGGCGGGAACAACGGCACGUGCCAGAGAGUAGCCGCCGUCGCCUUCCCUCAGAAUGCCGACAUGCCCCUCAAGACACGCAGCCCUCAACGAAGUAUGACGGAAACUUAUGGAUACAGUCCGGUGGUCCGCAUACCUCGAGGUGCCACUCACGUCCGCUUGACGGACAACAGCAGCAAUUACCUCGCAUUGAUGGACGAACGUGAAAGAUAUUUCCUGAACGGCAACUGGAUCGUCGACUGGCCGGGCCGUUACGAAACGUCGGGAGUGGCUUUCCAUUACGAACGCGUCAAAGACUCGGAAGUUGUGCACAGUCGUGGGCCAUUGCAACAAGAUCUCAUCGUCAUGGUUCUGGUGAGGGAGAAAGAUCCGGCCAUUUAUUACGAAUACUGGAUGCCACGUCAAGCUCAACUUUAUCGGAUGACGGUGGACGCUUUCGCUUCGGAUGCCCAGCGGGUGGUCUCGGCCCGACCCACCGUGGCCCCGACCACCAGCCGACCCAGCACGACCACCCGACGGAUAUCUACAUCGAGGGUGACAACAACAACGACGGCCAGGCCAAUUACCACAACGACUCCGGCGGCGCCCGUGGCUUUCCGGCAUCACAACGAGACGGGCGAAACGGAUUUGAGCGAUUGGGAUCAGUACGAGCCGCAGCCGACGGCCGCCAGUUUAGUCAGGAGUCCACCCCGAAUGACGUACGGCAGUUUCAUGAUUCCUUUCUUCGGCUCCUUCGCAACAACAACCACCACCACCACCACUACGCCCAGGACGACUACUACCAGCGCCCCGACUAAAAAAGGCCGUUCCAGGGGCUCCAAGAAGAGCAAAGCGGCCAACGGAGUUCACAACAUCGACGAGGUGCGCCACCAUCUCGGACUGAUCCACAAAAAGCAUCCGAAAACCUCGUCAGCCGUCAGGAGCGGAGCGAACAACGGACCCAGCCACCAGACGCCGUGUUCCGUCGACGGAUCCUGCUGGAAAACGGUCAACGGCAAGAAGCAUUUCUGUCUCAGUGAAUUCGUUUUGCGGUGCAAAGUGCUCAACUACGAGGUGAUUAACGGAGAAACGCGCUACGAGAUCCAGGUGGUUCAAUCCUACAAGAACAUGAUCCCCAUUUUGAACCGUGAAUACAUCUGGGCUGAACCGGUGGCCGAUUGCCCUUGUCCAGCCCCUUAUCUCCGGACUGGCACCGACUACAUCAUCAUGGGCAAGACGGACAGAAAAUUCCGACGUAACGAGAUCCGGCUCCUCCUCGACUCGGACAGUUACGUGCGCGUCUACAACCAGGCCAAUGCGGAGCGAGUGCUGCGCAUCCGCCGAGACGAGGCCAAAUUCUGUCAGAAAUACAAAACGAAAUUUAAUCUCACGACCUAAGAUAAUUGGGUUAGUUUUUCCCUUUUUUCUUUUAACACAAUAUAAGUCAAUGUAAUGUCUUCUUCAGUACUAUACAUAUUGACGUUGGUCCGCCCACCUUAAUAUACGCAAGUGGUGUUGGACGGAUUUGAACAUGAAAAAGAAAAGUUAAUUAAAAAAAAGACGUUUGAUAUUUGUGUUGCUAUUGGCAUCUUCAGUGUUUGUGUCAUAUAGUCUGUAUUUGAUAGAUUUCGUUAUGAAUAUAGUUGAAAUCGUCUAAAUGUAUAAAUAAUCAUGACAUUUAAAAAAAUUGGUUUCGUCAAGUCUAGCGCUAGCUGAAUGAUAUAAUAUCACACUUGUAAAUACAUGCGAUUGUACGAUCAACUUUUAUGUGUUUUUUUUGGCUUGCCUGUACCAUGUUGAUUAAAAAUGAGUUGCUGUUUAUUAUUUGUCCCGAUGACUGUAAUACAAGCUUCGUUUUGACUGUCAA
Molecule: messenger RNA, 4108 nt
Organism: Daphnia pulicaria
Lineage: Eukaryota; Metazoa; Arthropoda; Branchiopoda; Diplostraca; Daphniidae
Product: ADAMTS-like protein 5
Exons: 12
Coding region: 1279-3639 (786 amino acids)
Biological process (GO): extracellular matrix organization
Cellular component (GO): extracellular matrix
Molecular function (GO): metalloendopeptidase activity; protein binding
Source: RefSeq, a predicted model, not a curated record